AUGGAGGACAUGGAAGCUGUCUCCGUAAUGAGAUACAGUGCAUCAUCAUUUGGAUUUGCUUUUGAUGCCACACUGGAUGUGUUGUCUUCAGCGAUAGUUUUGUGGCGUUACAGCAACGCAGCUGCUGUGCAUUCUGCGCACAGAGAGUACAUAGCUUGUGUUAUCUUGGGUGUUAUAUUCCUCCUGUCAUCUAUAUGUAUUGUGAUCAAAGCCAUCCACGAUCUUGCGAAGAAAGUGCUUCCAGAAGUGGAUGAUUUUCUGUAUAGUGUCUCUGUUUUAAGUGGAAUCCUUUGCACUGUCUUGGCAGUAAUCAAAUUUAUGCUGGGAAAGGUCCUUACAAGCAGAGCACUGAUAACCGAUGGUUUCAACUCUCUUGUAGGUGGAAUAAUGGGAUUUUCCAUCCUUCUUAGUGCAGAGGUUUUUAAACAUAAUUCUUCUGUCUGGUAUCUGGAUGGCAGUAUAGGAGUUUUAAUUGGACUUACAAUAUUUGCCUAUGGAAUCAAGCUGCUUAUUGAUAUGGUACCCCGUGUAAGGCAAACACGCCAUUAUGAAAUGUUUGAGUGAAGAUGACACCCUCUCCUCUGGAAGGACUGUAGAACUACAGCAUCAUAUAUUUUGGCAAGUGGUGCCAAUAGUAUUUUACUAAAUAUGCAGUUUGUUUCCCGUGGUCUGGUUUUGUUGGAGUUUGUUUUAAUGGGAACUCUCUCUGUAAAACUGGCGUAUGUGCACACUGCUUGCAAUUCAGCGAAACAGCAGCAGCAUUAUUUUUUUUUCAAGUAUGCUCUUGAUUCCUGUGACAAUAGAAAACAUUCAGUUUGCAGUUUUAACCCAGCUGCCAUGUUGUAUAUUCUGGAGUGAAAGUGUUCUUAAUGGUGUGAUAAGCCUGUGGGUGGAGAAGUGCCAGUUUCAGAUCUUGGUUUUUUGGGUUGUUCCCCACCUCCCUCUGGCCUGUAUUUUCCCAAACACAUGCUGUAACAGAAGUACAAUCCUUGCUAACCUCUUCAGCUAACAGAGUAUCCUACAUACAGUCUGGACAUCGAGAGCUGUGUUGCUUUAAACACUUAAGUAGCUACUUCCUCCCUCCCUUUCCAACAGAUGCACAGAAAGAGCAGGUACAACCCCCUUUCUGUGACCAGAGAUACUACUGCAUUUUAAUCCUAAAUUAAGCGAAACUAUACCUCUACAAUUUAAAUUCUGUUUUUUUCUUAACAAGACACUGUUCAUAGCUUUGCAUGGACCAAACAAGCACACACAGUAUUACUGUACAGACCAAAGCCAAAAAGUCAUGCAAAGAAGAGGAACUGCUUGAGAAAUGGGAUUUUCACCGUCUAUUACACUAUACGCAGAUGUACCAGCGUGUGUGACUUUGUGGUUGCUCUGUAGUCUGACGAUGGCACAGCAGUGGCUCGAUCUUGUGGUGAGAUACAGAUCUACUUAUUAGAUUUAGAUUGUCCUGUAAAGUGUUGCUCACCUUCCAUCACACAUCUUAUAUAUUCCUUAAUAGCAGGUUAAAUUAUUAAAGAAUCUUGAUGUAUAAUCAAUAAUACUGGUAUCUAUUUUAUACAGUAUCUGCAACUAACAUUUGAAAACUAUUUCCAGAAUGUAUCAUGGAACAAAGUCUUCCUGCACAGCAGCCUAUUAAAGUGGAUUCUCUGGCUAUA
Melopsittacus undulatus (budgerigar) is the source of this 1661-nucleotide messenger RNA. It is a transcript of the gene TMEM163, whose product is annotated as transmembrane protein 163. The coding region runs from base 1 to 564 and encodes 187 amino acids. The transcript has 7 exons. Gene Ontology annotation, molecular function: zinc ion binding. Gene Ontology annotation, cellular component: synaptic vesicle membrane. Lineage: Eukaryota; Metazoa; Chordata; Aves; Psittaciformes; Psittaculidae. The record is from RefSeq and is a predicted model, not a curated record.